This is a messenger RNA of Drosophila ananassae, 5133 nucleotides long. Its product is annotated as phospholipid-transporting ATPase ABCA1. Gene Ontology annotation, cellular component: membrane; intracellular membrane-bounded organelle. The record is from RefSeq and is a predicted model, not a curated record. Bases 151 to 5013 code for a protein of 1620 amino acids. The transcript is spliced from 11 exons. Gene Ontology annotation, molecular function: ATP hydrolysis activity; ABC-type transporter activity; ATP binding. Gene Ontology annotation, biological process: lipid transport; transmembrane transport. Lineage: Eukaryota; Metazoa; Arthropoda; Insecta; Diptera; Drosophilidae.
CAAAUUUUACUUACCUGUAGACAUAGGACAUUUAAUAUUUGAAUAAUAAUUUUAAUACUUGCUUGGAGUUUAGUGUCUAUUUAUUGUUUACAUAUUCCAACCGAUGUCCGAUGCUGCUCUCAAGACUUACAAUACCCUGAUCAAUAAAACAUGGAUAAUGGUCCCAGUAUUCUCACCAAAAUUUACUUGGUGACUUGGAAAAAUGUUGGGCUUUUUUUCAACAAAAGCUCAAUUAUAGUGCUUGUGGUAUUUUUGCUGUUGCCACUGGUGGCAUUGGCUCUGGCACUUAUAGGCGCCAGUCAGCCAUCUGAAUUAAAUUUGGCGGUUACUUCUGAGGACUUGGCAAACCUAAGCAAUAAUACUGAAGAAAUUGGCGCACUGUGGUAUUCGCCAAAAUGCGGCUUCCUUGCUGACUUUAUGGAAUCUGCUCAUCUUAAUGUAACAAAAGCCUUCUCCAAUGGGGCUGAUCUCAUUGAAUAUGCAAAAAGAAAGGCAAUAGGUUACGGCAUUCAAUUCCCAGACAGCUGGUGGGAUAUUAGGACUUUGCCCGACAAGUUCACAUUUAUUAUAAGAUCAUCAUAUCCCUUUCAAGCGAAGCUCCGUUUCGGAACUGAGGACUUUCCUCCCUACGCUUUCCCCCCAGGAUUUCUCAAGAUCCAGAAUGCCCUGAGCCUGCAGUAUAUACGUGCCAAGGCUAAAGAACGAAAGCUGGAGACAGACUUCGAGGUACCGACCUUUAAGGUUCUCCCCGUCCCCGUGACAGAAGAUGUGGGAUCCAAGUCAACGGUGGCUUUCAUGCUAGUUAUGUUGUCCCUGGUGUUUCUAACUGCAAGGCUGGUAGAGGUCAUAAUCGAGGAGAAGGUCGUGCAGCUCAAGGAGACACUGAGAAUGCUGAGUGUGAACAUCUACGUACAGUGGAUCACCUGGUAUAUAUUCAGCAUGACUGUCUUCGUCGCAGUGGCUGUCGUAAACACGAUCUGCGCGGUUGUGGUGCUGGGUAAAAUGAAGCACCCAGUAGUUCCAUUUUGCCAUUGGUCCAUUAUGCUGGUCAUGCUGAUUAUUUUUGGCCAUGCAGCCGUAUGUCUCGGCUUUUUGAUCAGCUCGAUCUUCAAUUCCCGCAGUCGUAUCUACUUGUGGGCCGUUCUCUGCAUAUUCCUAACAGAUCUACCAACGGUUUUUAUCAAUCACGAUAGCGGACCAGUGCUGGUCUUUAUAUGCAGCAUGUUUCUUCUUACAGGCAUCGAUUUCUCUUACCACGAUGUUAUGGUAUGGGGGUACUUCAAUCAGCCACUGACGUGGAGACAUUUUUUUGAUGCCUAUUGGGCUGGCAGUUCCCUUGGAUUUGGCUGGAAGCUAGUUGCGAUGUUGCUGGGCAGUGUUGUGUGUCUUUUCUUGGCUCUGUAUAUCGAUCAUGUCCGUCCAGGACCUUUCGGUGUGCCCAAGCCGUGGCACUUUCCCUGCACCCGAUGCUGGAAGAAGCACGGCCUUCUGGAAUCGAUGUAUGGCCCAUAUAUCCACUGUUUUUCUAAUUUACGGCGAAACACCGAUGUGGAGCGUCCCGAUUCAGGUGACAAUGUCAACCUUCUAGCCGAGCCGCUGCCGGAGGGCAAGAAAGUCGGUAUCGAGAUCAAGAAUCUCUGCCGUUCCUUUGGGAACAAGAAGGCUGUCGAGAAUUUGAACCUCAGUAUCCUGAAGGAUGAGGUCACCAUUCUAAUGGGCCACAAUGGGGCCGGGAAAACUACGUUGAUCAGCAUGCUGGCCUGCUUCAUCCCGCCCACUUCCGGCACGGCUCUGGUGAACGGCUACGACAUCACGACACAACGGGCCCAAGCCCGGCGCAACAUGGGCCUCUGCCCGCAGAACAAUGUCCUGUUCGCUGAGCUGAGUGUCGCCAGGCACAUCUGGUUGUUCGCCAGGUUGCGGGGCAUGAAGGGGCCAGCGGUCAAGGAGGAGGUUAACAAGUAUCUCGAAAAGCUCAAUCUCGAAAAGAAAAGGAAUAAGGCUGCCAAGAAACUUUCAGGUGGCUCUCAGCGACGAUUGAAUGUGGCAUGUGCCCUAUGCGGCGGUGUCAAGAUACUGCUCUGUGACGAGCCAAGCAGUGGCCUGGAUCCUGCAUCGCGGCGCGAUCUCUGGAAGCUGAUCCUGGAGGCGAAGAAGGGCUGCACCAUCCUGCUGUCCACCCACCACCUGGAUGACGGGGAGGCCAUCGGCGAUCGGAUUGCCAUCGUCAGUGAUGGGCAGCUGAGGUGCCACGGGACACUGCCGUUCCUGAAGCGUCAGGUGGACGCCAGUUCGUUGCUAACCUGCGAAAUGAAAAAGCGCUGUGAUGUUGAGCAGUUAACCUCAUUGAUUUACAGUCAUGUGGGACCCAUCCAGCCAUUCAGCUUCCUCGGUCGAGAUGUUUGCUACAAACUGCCACUCCGCGUGUCCUCCACUUUUCCAUCUCUAUUUCGAGAUCUGGAGGAACAAAAGGACGAUUUAGGAAUUCGCGGAUUCGGAAUGAGUUCCAUGAGUCUGGAGGAGAUCUUUAUGACCUACGGAGCGGAGAAGCCCAAAACUAGAUCCCAGACAGUUCGAGAAUCUGGUGGAGGAGAAGAAAUCGUGAUCGCCGAGGAGGAUGAAACUGAGAGGAAUUGCGCGGAUCACUGGAGGGCAAUGAUGUUUAAGAAGAUGUUAUACCUCUGGCACGACAAGAUUAUAUUUAUAGUUAUACUGCUGAUUCCAAUUAUAGUGUUAAUUUGGAAGUUAAUCGAUUCUAAAGAACAUCACCACAGUAUGCAAAUAAGCAAUUAUGCCGACACAUCGCUAAAAAUUCUUGUUCAGGAGCCAAAGCCUAACGAAGAUGGCGCACGACAGUUGGCCAUUUUCAAGGAUUAUGUCGGAAGCUAUUGUGAAGUGAAGACCAUAUCGCAGUCCCCCAAGGUCUAUAUCGAAGACACAAUUCGAGACAACCAGGGGAGGCGCGAAAUGAGGUUUGUGCUGAUGGCAGUGGACUUUGAAAAUGGCAUCACCGGAUGGACUGGCCCCAAAGAAAUCCUGCACGCAGUACCCCUUACCAUAAACGUCAUCUACAAUGUCCUGGCGAAAGAUAUCCUUGGGUCGGAUGCUAGCAUUGAGGCCAUUAAUGCCCCCCAUCAGAACUUUGUAAAGGAGGAGAUGAAAAAGUUGCUAGAAAUGACCAUGCCGCUCAUAUACAUCAUCCUCGUCCUGUGGAUGUUGUCCUUAUUCAUCGUCCAUGAACGGCAAUCGCACAUGAAGCAGCAGCAAGCGGUGUCCGGUGUGAGCAUGGUCACCUACUGGACGUCCCACUUCGUGGUUGACCUUCUGAUCUUCAUGAUUUAUAUGCUGGCGCUCAUUCCGAGUGCCUUCAGCACCAUCGAAUGGGGUCGUACCCUUUUCGUAUUUUUCCUGAUCGGAGCUGCAGCCCUGCUCUUUCUUUAUUUCUGGCUCUGUGUGGCCUCACCUCUGGUCUCCCGCAUUCUCCUCUCGAUUGCUUGUAUUGGAUGUUACGUGGUCUUACUUAUUGGAGUUUUCGUAACUGAUUACCCCUUUGUAAUAUACCUAUUGUACUUACAUCCGUUACAUUGCGGUUACACUGCUCUGCAGAAGUGCGCCAUCAUGAAAAGAUUUUGUGAGAAUAAGAGCUAUGCAGGAUUGCAUAAAAAUUCACUAUGCGUGGUUCCUCAUAUCUCUAUAUAUUCCCAUCAAUGUCUUUGCAAUGAUAUGCUCCUUGCCUGGUUUGAGGAACAAUAUCUGCUGUUCCUUAUCAUACUAUACUUCACUCUGCUCAUGGUUGUUGAGUACGGCCCCUGCCUUCCUUGCUACGUCCUGAUGGACUUUUUUGCCCUAAAUAAAAAGGAAGAAAUCGAAGAUCCUGAUACGGCCAGGAAAGCGGGGAAAAUUGCAAAUUAUAGUGAGUCUCAGUUGAGGAGUCUGGCCCUGGUCGUACAAGGGGUAUCCAAGAAGUAUUGCUGCAACAAAGUGGUUAAUAAUAUUUCCUUUGCAAUAAAGCCGCCGUCCUGUGUGGGCCUGCUGGGCCCAAACGGGGCCGGGAAAACCACCACAUUCAAGAUGAUUGUUGGUGACACUCUAAUGAGCAGGGGUGAUAUAUUUAUCAAAGGAUACAAUGUGAAAACCGAUCGAGAAACGGCCACCAAUCAGCUUGGGUACUGUCCGCAGUUUGACACUUUCUUUGAAUUCUUCACCGGAAGACAGGCCCUCCACUUUUUCCUUCAGUUGCGCGGAACUUCACGCAAGAAUCUCAAAAGAUGCGCCGAAAAGUUAGCCAGAGAUUUUGGAUUUUAUCAGCAUUUGGACAAAAAGAUCAAGUACUACAGCGGGGGAACUAAGCGGAAAAUAAACGCGGCGGUGGCAUCCAAAGGAGACACCUUGAUUUGUAUGGACGAGCCCAGUUCCGGGGUGGAUCCGGCAUCUCGUCGGCGUAUUUGGAAUAUCUAUGGAACGAUGGUCCAGCAGAACAAAUCGGUGCUGCUCACCUCCCACAACAUGGACGAGAUCAAUGCCCUCUGCUCGAAAGUCAUCAUAUUGGUGGAUGGCAAGGUGUUCGCCAUGGGAUCGAAUCAGAAUGUCAAGGACAAGAUAACCCAGUACGUGGUUCUCAAGAUGACUGUGAAUGCGGCGGAGGAAGACAUGGACGAAAUUCUGAACAAGAUCGAAGAAAAACUAUUGGUCGCCUAUCCUGGGGCCACUUUGGAGGAAAAGUACGAAUUUAGUGGACGGCUUGUGUUUAAAAUACCAAAUAAGGAUACCAAGUUAUCGGAGAUUUACGGGUUCCUCGAGAAGAAUCGCAAUUCCUUUCAGCUGGCCGACUACUCCGUGUCCCAGCCCACCCUGGACAAUGUUUUCGAGGAGAUUUCCGCAGAAAAGGAGCGGAAGAAGAAACACAAGACGGCUCGGACAACGGGAAAAAAAGACAAAAAAGCUAACAAUCGACAAGAAGACAAUCAAAAUGAUGACAUACCUUCGACCAGCAAACAAAAUGCUAAAAAAUAACGAUUAAAAAAUGUCAACAUAUAGAGGCAAAAUCGUAGGUAAUUCAAUGUGCGACAGAAAAUAAAAAUAUAUGUAUUUUUGUACUCGGCUAUGGUCAAGAGACUGUCUGUCGACUGGGAA